AUGCAUCUUGGCCAGAAGAGAUCUGGAUUUGACGAAUGGCCUAGCCUUUGGAUGGGGUUAUUUCUCAACCAAUUUUACCUUAUAUUUUGUCUCUUUUUUCCCCAUUCCUUUCCUGAUCAGGUCUGGACUGAUGCCGCGACACAGAUCUUCUUUUCCAUCGGAGUGGGGUUCGGCGUGCACGUGGCCUAUGCCAGUUAUAAUGACUUCCACAAUAAAAUAUAUAGAGACUGCUUAAUAGCCGCCGGAGUGAACAGUUUCACUAGCCUCUUUUCAGGCUUCGUUGUGUUUGCGUAUCUGGGAUAUUUAUCAGAAAUGGAAAACUUGCCCAUGGAGAAAGUUGUCGAUGAAAGUAGGUCUUCAUCCUAA
This is a messenger RNA of Protopolystoma xenopodis, 366 nucleotides long. NCBI's taxonomy places the organism in Eukaryota, Metazoa, Platyhelminthes, Monogenea, Polystomatidea, Polystomatidae. The record is from the annotation of a GenBank genome assembly.